AUGACAAAAGGAAAGUACGGACGCAACAGACCACCACAAUACUGGUGGACGAACGAGAUAGCCGAGUUGCGGAAGAGUUGCCUUGCAAAACGACGACGGGUGACGAGGGCUGGCCGGAGACCCGAGAGGGAAACUCUUCAGGUCAAGGACAAGGCUGAACGAAAUCGACUGACGCUUGGGGCCCGGAUCCCGCCAGAACUGAAGGAUGCUGAAACCACACGACGGAUCGUCGAUGGACUGUUCCCGACGCACCCGACGCGUACGGACGCGACGAACGACGACGAGACGGCGGUGCCAUCCGUCUUCACCGCCGAGGAGCUCGUCGGAGCGACCAAAGCAAUGAAGAGGGGUAAGGCGCCAGGACCGGACGGGGUACCGGCGGAGGUUCUUCGGCUGAUGGCGAGCCUGAGGCCGGAGAUACUUCUCGACCUCUACAACACGUGCCUUACGACCGGGACAUUCAGCGACCGGUGGAAGGUGCUUCUGCGACCACGACUCACGGACGCGAUACAGGACGGUGGAGGCCUCUCGGACCAGCAGUUCGGCUUCCGGAGGGGUCGAUCAACGAUUGGAGCGAUCCAAGAGGUGGUUGACUCCUUCCGGUCGACAGACAGACAUUGCCACUCUGCGCGACCCGUCGCGCUGCUAAUGACACUUGACGUUAAGAACGCCUUCAACUCGGCCAGACUGGAACUCCCACUUGGCGUUCGCCUAGUGGCUUACGCUGACGACGUGGCAGCAGUGAUAGUCGAGCGCACUCCGGAUCUGGCACAAUACGCACUAAAUCAGACUAUGAGACGAGUUCGACGGUGGAUGACUGACCACGGACUGCAACUUGCGACGGAAAAGACAGAACUGGUGCUUCUCACCAGAAGACGAAUACCGAAGACAUUACGCAUGACGGUCGGGACGGACGAGAUCGAGACCAGAGGGGAAGUCAAGUACCUGGGGGUGACCCUGGAUACGAAGAUGACCUUCUGGCCUCACAUACGACGAACGGCUCAGAAGGCGGCUGAAAAGAUAGCAUCCCUGAGCCGCCUGAUGGCAUACACAACCGGACCGACACCGGGGAAACGGAGACUUUUAAUGUCGACGGUGAACUCGAUCCUUCUCUACGGUGCGGAGAUCUGGGCAGACUCCCUGAAGACUGAAAAGUACUGUCACGCAAUGACGACGGUACAGAGACGAAGAGCGUUGAGGAUCGCUUGUUCCUAUCGGACGGUCUCAGCGCAGGUCGUUCUGGUGGUGACGGGCGUGAUUUCCAUAGACCUCCUUGCGUUCAAGCGCAAGAAGGUCUACGGGAGAAACGCGAACGUGACCUGA
Messenger RNA from Neodiprion fabricii, 1323 nucleotides. RefSeq lists its product as uncharacterized. NCBI's taxonomy places the organism in Eukaryota, Metazoa, Arthropoda, Insecta, Hymenoptera, Diprionidae. The transcript has 4 exons. The record is from RefSeq and is a predicted model, not a curated record. The coding region runs from base 1 to 1323 and encodes 440 amino acids.